Molecule: messenger RNA, 322 nt
Organism: Closterium sp. NIES-65
Lineage: Eukaryota; Viridiplantae; Streptophyta; Zygnematophyceae; Desmidiales; Closteriaceae
Source: the annotation of a GenBank genome assembly
AUGUUCUUUCAACUCAGUUUAUCCCUCCUCUUUUUCCCAAUACCCUUCACUUCGAAGAUUCUCCCCGCGCCCCUCCCGCCCUUCUCCUCCGCAUCCCAUAGUGCUACACUGGCAGCCCUCGCCUUCCCCCUCCCAGGCCCCCAGGAGCACAGCCCCCACUCUCUCAUCCCCUCAUCCACAACCCGAUCAACCCCCCUCUCCUCUCCCCCUGUCCCCCACUCCCUCAGUCGAGCCACCUACGCAUGCCCACAUCCGCCCCCUGCCAACACUCGCCCCUUUCUCACACUCCCUUCCCCCUCACCAACCCCCUCCCACGUCUCAG